This is a messenger RNA of Synchiropus splendidus (mandarinfish), 3466 nucleotides long. It is a transcript of the gene pcdh20l, whose product is annotated as protocadherin 20. Gene Ontology annotation, cellular component: plasma membrane. Bases 41 to 2572 code for a protein of 843 amino acids. The transcript is spliced from 2 exons. Gene Ontology annotation, biological process: homophilic cell-cell adhesion. NCBI's taxonomy places the organism in Eukaryota, Metazoa, Chordata, Actinopteri, Syngnathiformes, Callionymidae. The record is from RefSeq and is a predicted model, not a curated record. Gene Ontology annotation, molecular function: calcium ion binding.
UGGGCUGCCAGCUGCGGGGGGCCACUGGCCAUGGGACAAGAUGGAGCGGGCUCCAGCUCUCCAGAGUCUGCUGCUCGUGCUCCAACUGAGGAUGGUGGUUUGCGCUUCUCUGCGCUUUUCCGUCAAAGAGGAGCAGGAGCCUGGCACUUUAGCAGGAUCGCUGAGUCUGCGCUUCCCGCCGCCGUACCAGCUGCUGAACCAGGACUACCUGUGGAUGGACCGCAGCACGGGCAGUCUCUACACCACUGAGCGCGUCCUGGACCGGGAGGCGCUGUGCCCGGAGGAGACGGGAGCGCAGGAAUGCAUUCUUCUACACAAUGCCAUUGUGGGGCCCCACGAGGACCUCAUACAGUUUCCUGUGAUCAUUGAGGACAUCAACGAUAAUGGGCCUGUUUUUGAGAACAAUGACAUUCACCUGAAUGUGUCUGAGGACGCUCCCCUAGGGGCCGCUCUGUUUUUGGACGUUCAGGCCCGCGACCGUGACGCUGGUCACAACGGGAAGCUGCGGUACGACCUGCCAUCUGCGGCUGGUGUCUUCAGCCUAGCCGUGGACGAGGAGGAUUUCAUGACGCUUGUCGUGCAGGCGCCUCUGGACAGAGAGACAAAGGAUGAGUAUCGAAUGGCACUGGUGGUCAGCGACUGCGGCUUGCAGCCAUUAAGCGCCACUGCAACUCUAAUAGUCACCGUGAUAGAUGUCAACGACAACUGUCCGCGCUUCAGCUCAGACAGCCCUCGCCAAGUGACGGUGUCCAGAGACUCAGCGAGGAACGCAGUGGUGGCUCGGGUCAGAGCCACGGACCCCGACUCGGGGCCAAAUGCUGCCAUCAUUUACUCCCUGCACAGCACGGUCUCGGAGCGAGCAAAAGGGCUCUUCAGCAUCGACCGGCAGACGGGAGACAUCCGACUGCAGGGAAGUUUCCAUGACUCGGAGCAGGAGGUUGUGUUGAAAGCGUCAGCCAGCGGCCCUCAAUGUGCCCCCCGUCACACUCAGGUCGUCAUCCUUGUGCUCCCCAAAACCAAGGCGGAGUCCAAGACAAGGAUAAAGGUGAGGUUCAUCGCAGAGCAUCGAAACCAAACCGUCGUCAUCCCAGAAAACCAGCCCCCGACGGUCCUGGCGCUGUUGGAAGUGGAGGGUGACGGCCGGGUGAAGGGCUCCUCUCUUGCCAUCCGGGGCCACGUACCCUUCACACUCAGUCCUCAGAACGGCAAAUAUCUGCUCUCCACAUCACAGCCUCUGGACUUUGAGACGCAGAGCAAGCAUCAUAUCUCCGUAGUGGCGGAAGGACCCGACGUGGUUCCUGCGCUGCAUGUGAUCGAUGUGUUGGUGUCGGAUGUCAACGAUAAUGUUCCGCGUUUCCUACAGACUCACUACCAGCUGGAGGUGGAGGAAAACAAGCCGCCUGCAGCAGCGCUGAUAACACUCUCCGCCUCAGAUGCAGAUAGUGGAAACAAUGGCAGAGUGUCCUACAGGCUGGAAGAAACAGGUGCCUUCAGCAUCGACCCAGCCAGCGGAGUCUUGUCUGCCUCAGCCUCACUGGACAGAGAGCAGCAGGCUUCCUACCAACUCACCGUGUUUGCCAAAGACUGCGGGUCACCGGAGCUGGAGUCUCAUGCCGCCAUAUUGGUGCGUGUCUUGGACCAGAAUGACAACCCACCGCUUUUUCUGAGCCAGCAUUUCAUCUUCUUUAUCUCGGAGAACGAUCCGCAGUUUGCACUGGUGGGGAAAGUUGGGGUGACGGAUCCAGAUGAGGGGGUGAACGGGGACACAGAGAUGUAUGUCGCCAACCACAGCGGGCCCUUUGUCGUGGAUAACCUCCGGGGGGCGCUGCACACCACAGCUAGCUUAGACAGAGAGGCGUGCGACCACUAUGAACUGCAUCUGCUGGCCAGAGACAAUGGGCACCCCACUUCUCUGACGUCCUCUGCUAAGGUCACAAUCUUCGUGGAGGACAUCAAUGACAACCGGCCGAAAGUGCUGCGUCCCAACAACAACUUCACCUGCCUGGCUGUGUCUCCGGCAACCGCCACAGGAACCAUGGUGACGAAGAUCUACGCGACAGAUGAAGACUCCGGCCUUAACUCAGAGAUUACAUACACAGUUGUGGACCAAGACCUGAAGCGCCGCAGCACCCCUUUCCACGUGGAGCCGACGUCAGGGAACAUCACUCUAGCUCGCCGUCUGCUGGUCGGGGACCUGGGCAUGCAUCACCUGCUGGUCAUGGUCAGCGAUGCAGGGAAGCCAGCCCCUCUUCACGCCACCGUGUGGGUCAAUCUUCUGGUCAACGAGAGCGCGGCUCCUUGUCAGCUGGACCGACCUCCUUCGUGGUCCGGCCCACCUGACCGUAUCUAUCAAACGCCAUCACGGUCCCGCAUCUGCGAGGUCAGCGCCGGCAGGUCUGCGCAGCUGACUCUCAUGCUUGGUGCUGGGAUGAUGGUGGCGUCCCUCUUCCUGCUACUGGUGACCAUGGCGGUGUAUCUAAAACACAGAAGAAACCAAAAGCAGAAGAAGAAGUGUCAAGAUGCAGAGAAUAAAAUUCCACUGAGGAUCAAAGACAAAUGUGAAAACAACUGAACCCCAGGUCUGUAACAACCAACUGGAAAUGAUUGUGGAAAACAUUUAUCUCUGGCAAUGAGAUUAUGGGAUUCUUAGUUGUCUGUUGACAAAACAACAAAAAAAAUUCAAUGAAAUUUUUGCUGGUGGAACAACCAUCUGGGUCUCCAAAUUUGAGGAACAAUCUGUGACUAGAGCUGGAGCACAAGCCACAGUUUUCUCUGUGUUGCGCAACACUACUGCCACCUGCAGUCCAAAUCAACUCAUUUGAUUUUUUAACAUUUAACAUUUCAAACGCUAAAAAGUAGGAGUGAUGUAAAUAGCUGCUAGGUGGAGUUCUGCGCUCUCUGAGUGCUUCAAAAUCUGUUUUCUAUUGGUUAUUCGAUGUACUUCCAUGAAAAGAUCGAACAUUCUCACGUGUCAAAUGCUCUGAUUUUGAAGUUAGAUUUCAGUUUUUGCAGUCGUUUUGACUGAAGAGAGUUUGACAGUUUAUAUUCGGGGCGUCAUGAUGAACUUUGGUCAGUUAUAUUUUUUAAUCACAUUCUAAAAAAAUCAGCAAAAAAAUCAUACAAGCAAUAUUGCAACCUUGAGCCUAAGCUUCAUAUUUAUCCAACGUGUGAACACAAACUGAAGAGAAAGAGACCAUCCUCACUCAGGUCACAGGUUUGCUGGGUGUGUCUCAGCACUCCGCCUAAAACUGAAAGGGACCCAGGACCAGACCGCUCGCUACACGCUUGGAAGUUUCUCAGCCCAAAGACUGGAGCUUGUCCCGCUCCACUUGUUGAUUUGUUGCUGUUGUGCGCGUCCUCUUCUCAGGACCGUAUGGAAACACGUAUUACACAAAGUGUUCCGUGUGAAGUCCAUCGGGCCGCAAUUAAUUUUAACAAUCCUCUUCGUGCAUUAUCCAAUGAUCUU